This is a messenger RNA of Bactrocera oleae (olive fruit fly), 1432 nucleotides long. RefSeq lists its product as uncharacterized. Gene Ontology annotation, cellular component: membrane; cytosol. The record is from RefSeq and is a predicted model, not a curated record. Lineage: Eukaryota; Metazoa; Arthropoda; Insecta; Diptera; Tephritidae.
AUAUUCGUUGAGAUAUUAUAUACUGUGAAAUACUGAACUACUGUUCUACAAUAACAAUUUACAGCGUCCAUUUGAAAACAUAUUUUUAUGUAUUUACAGAGCUAAGUAUAGAUAAAUAAUUAUAUUUUCACACAAAUGUUCAACCAAAACACAAAUGCGCAGCUGCCGCCUUCCGUUAUAUAUACAUAUACUCUUGAAAAUACUAAGGCCACAAGUGUUUAGCGUGUUGACAAAUGGAAGCUGAUACUGCACUUUGAUUUCGAAAUCUCUGUUAGAAGCCAUCGUCAACAACGAGCGCAAUUAAGUAAUUGAGUUUUAAACGUUAUAGAAAUUCAUACUGAAAUGUUGUGCGCGGCGAAAGGUUUAACUGUAAUUGCUAGUAUAUUAGCGUACUUGUUUGUAAAGACAGCCGCCAUUUCGGAAAUGUGGCCAGGAAGUCCUACAACAACAAUGCCGCUACAUUUAUCGGAAAUCGUCAAAAAUCUGCUAAACAAUAUUGAAAAAGACGGCGAUUGGAAUGAGAACGUCGAUUCGGCUUUGUUGUUCAUUGAGUUUUUGGUAAAACAAAAAGUGCAACAACAAAAGUCUUCAGUAUUGGACACAGCGAUUGGCAGUUUAUAUUUGGAAAUUCUGGAAAAAAUUAGCUUCAUACGUUUGAAAGUGAUUCAGAGCUUUGGUACGCACAAUUUACAAGCUGUCUUCCAACACAAUCUAAUGAUAACGGGUUUCACGUUAAGACGGAAUCAAAUUGAUAAAAACUUGGAAUUCAAAACAUUGGCGCAAAAUUAUUCAUCGCUUCUCGGAACGGGGUUUCCGAAUGAUACAUUCGCAGGCCUGUGUUUGAUGCAUUCACAAGGUCUGGAACUAUGUGAGCGAUUGCGACGCACUUGUCUGCCCGUGAUUAAAAUCAAUACACCCACAUAUGGUUUUCGGCGUACACAUCAAGCUUUACAGUUAUUUUUUCUUAUGCACCAUAACUGUGGACGCUUUUAUGGUACCCGACUGUCCUUCGAAAUUUUGGCCACCGAGCAUUGCUCACAGGUGUAUCGUGAACAUCAGUUAAUCGCCGCGCUUGACAGCAAAGAAUGGCAGGAGUUGUAUAUAGAACAGAGUGCGAUUUGCGGCCUUUUUGGUUUUGCGGAGUUUCUAAACGUCGAGGAAUUGACAAAAAUUAUACACUGGGAAAGUGCUGCCACUUGUGGUUGCAUAAAAUCACAUUUAAUUAGCGAUAUACCGAGCAACUGCCAUUGUACGGACCACAAGCACGUCGUUUUGUUGGUGCAGUUUGUCAACGCUAUGCUUUUCUUGAUUUAAGGCGAAAUUUAAGUACUUUUAUUUAUUCUAAAUAUUUUUAAGUGAAAUUAAAUAAAUUUUUACACAUAAGUAUAUUAAAAACUGAAAAAAUAGUGUUUUAUUAAAAAAAAUUUUAAAG